This is a messenger RNA of Hydatigera taeniaeformis, 198 nucleotides long. NCBI's taxonomy places the organism in Eukaryota, Metazoa, Platyhelminthes, Cestoda, Cyclophyllidea, Taeniidae. The record is from the annotation of a GenBank genome assembly.
UAUGAUGUCGCCCUCUUCAUCCUCAUGUACAUUGUUCCACUCACAAUUCUCUUCGCCACUUACAUCCCCAUUACGGUGAAGUUGUGGUCGGACCGAGGUCUGGGCGAGGUUACCAGGGCUCAAAUUGAGGGCAUCAAGUCCAAACGCAGAGUACCGAUUUCUAGUUCCAAUGUGUGCGAAUGCGAUGCUGCUCUUUAA